This is a messenger RNA of Patiria miniata (bat star), 2608 nucleotides long. Its product is annotated as bifunctional D-cysteine desulfhydrase/1-aminocyclopropane-1-carboxylate deaminase, mitochondrial-like. Gene Ontology annotation, molecular function: D-cysteine desulfhydrase activity. Bases 125 to 1264 code for a protein of 379 amino acids. NCBI's taxonomy places the organism in Eukaryota, Metazoa, Echinodermata, Asteroidea, Valvatida, Asterinidae. The record is from RefSeq and is a predicted model, not a curated record. The transcript has 9 exons.
CCUGUCUCCGGUAGUCUGGUAUUCAGACAAACAGCUGAUAUCAUCGAAGCGUGCAGAAAUUCACCACACACUGUGCCAGCUGCGCUUUCCAAAACUUAAUUGCUCUUUUUUGUUACAUUUUGUCAUGAAUCCUGAGCAAAAACGCAGGGUAGAGGGUUUGCUGGUCGACUACGAUCCACCAGAGUGGGUGAAAGGUCUGGAUAAUGUUCCCAAAUAUCGUCUGAAGCUUGUGCAUCCAGACACCCCUAUUCAGCGAUGGUACCUGCCAGGUGUUCCUGAUGAUUUUGAGUUGUACAUCAAAAGGGAUGACAUGACUGGCUCACAAUUGUCAGGAAACAAGGUACGUAAGUUGGAGUUCAUCUUGGCAGAUGCUGUGUCCAAGGGCUGCUCAACCAUCAUCAGCUGUGGGGGCAUCCAGUCAAAUCACAGUCGAGCCACCUGCAUCUCUGCCCGGCAACUUGGACUCAAGACCCACCUUCUACUGAAGAGCAGGGAACUUGAUCCCGAGAAGGUUUCUUGCAAGGGGAACGUCUUGCUGGACCGUCUUGUUGGAGCUCAGAUCCAUCUCGUCCCCAACGACGCCACAUACGGCAAAGAGAUUCAGGAGCGAGCCGAUAGUCUUGCCAAGAAACUCAAGGAGGAGAAAGGCGAGCAGGCAUAUUUCAUUCCGUGCGGAGGGUCUAACUCUCUGGGGCUCUUUGGAUAUGUCCAGUCAUUCCGAGAACUGAUGAAACAGGGAGUACCUGAGCAGUUCACCGAUGUAGCAGUCGCUGUGGGUAGCGGAGGAACUAUCGCGGGACUCAGCAUGUCUAAUUACCUGACCAAAUCCAACUUGAAGAUCCACGGAAUGGCCGUCGGGGACAAUGCUAAAUUCUUCCAUUCGGAGUGCAACAGAAUCUUGGGCGGGGUCGGAUGGGGUGACAAGUACCCAGGGGAGUGGUCAGAGGAACUGUGUGAGAUAUACAGCGGGGCGGCAGGGCGGGGCUAUGCACUGUCGACGCCCGAAGAACUUGAAUUCAUCUUUGAGGUUGCCGCGACAACAGGCAUCAUCCUUGACCCAGUGUACACCGGGAAGGCCGCGUAUUACCUGGUCCAACUGAUGAAGGAAAAGCCAGAAACCUUCCAGGGCAAGAAAAUUCUCUUUGUCCACACAGGCGGCAUCUUCAGUGUCUUUGAGGGGCGGAUGGAGGAACUGAUGCUGAAGAGAGGAGCAGCCAACAAGAUUGAUAGUUGGGCGGAGCUGGACAAUCCUCCAAACUUGUAACUCUGUUCUUUAGCAAACUUUCACCGUUGCCCGAGUGAAAUCCGGGGAGUAUAUUUGUCAAAAAUUUGCAGAACAAAUGGCAUGAUAUUGUUUUCUGAGGAAGUUUAGUUACCUGGUACCCAGCAUGUUGCAUGGCCUUGGGUUUGAGUUAUUUUCAUUUAACAGUUUUUUUAUUUGAAUCAGUUUGAGAAACAACCAAUCUUCCUUUUACAUUGAUUUGACUAUAGUUUUUUUGUUAAUUCUCCAGUGUGGACAUUUCUGUUUAUGUUUAAGUGUUUGGUUUAAGUUUGUUUUAAAAAAAACAGUGACAUUUUUCCUAUUUGCUUUAGAAAAACUAUAUACUCGGACCAUCACAUAACCAAAGUGUAGAAUAAUUUUAAAAUUAUAUGCAAACUUAUUUUGAAAGGUUCACCAAAGAUGAUUACAUGAAAUAUCUACAUUUUCACCUCAGUAUUAAUUAAUUUUUUUUAACCAUUUAGCAAAAGGACAUUCUUACAGGUUGUCAAAAUUUAUUUGUUUAAAUAUAUGGAGAGCAGAUGUGUUUAGAAAAUCCAAGUUUUAAUUUAAAAAAAGAUAGAUUACACUAGAGUUGUAUGCUAACUACUGAUUUCUGAAAUCGAAAACAAAUGUUAUGUUUUCCAAAUUUAAUGUCGGCUUUUUUGCAUUUUAUAUAGACGUACUUUAUUUGGACGGACUUUACUUAAUUUUUUUUUAAGUUGUAUUGACAAUUACAUGUACUGUAAUCAGUUUUCUAUGCGUGUAUUCAUGUUUAAUCUUUCACAAGUUGCAGUUCAAAACUACAUGUAAGUAACUCUUGGUUGAAAUUUCACGCCCUUGGACAUUGUCAGAUGCCUCACAAGGGAUAUCCUAGUCUUGGCCCUAGUUCAGCUUUUUUCUUUUUUGUCUACGUGCAGUUGGCAUAUAGCGCGCGCCAGCAUGCACAGCCGAACGACAUCAACGGUAGAGGGCGCUAUCGGAUUUGGUUCGUCUCGUCCAUAGCGCCCUCUACCGUUGACGUCGUUUGGUUGUACAUGCCAGCGCGCGCUAUAUGCCAACUGCACGUAGACAAAAAUAACACAAAGCCAGUUUUGGGCAACGACUAGGGAUAUCCAUGUUAAGUGGGUCAACUCUUUACGUACAGCAUGUAGGUAUAUCCACUAGAAGUGGCGCUCGCUUUGCUCAUCGACAUAGUGCUAGGCAUGUAAAAGCCAAAAUAAUCAUGGAACCAUAUCAAAUUAAUUAUCAGGGAAAUAUCAAACGAGUAUUUGAUGCCAGAAAUUGCUUUAACUGCCAUUAUUUGUAAUCAGUAAUGUAUAAAUCAAAGAAAGAAAUAAUGUUACUCUG